This is a messenger RNA of Vigna angularis (adzuki bean), 2570 nucleotides long. Its product is annotated as protein kinase PVPK-1. NCBI's taxonomy places the organism in Eukaryota, Viridiplantae, Streptophyta, Magnoliopsida, Fabales, Fabaceae. Gene Ontology annotation, biological process: protein phosphorylation. The record is from RefSeq and is a predicted model, not a curated record. The coding region runs from base 497 to 2389 and encodes 630 amino acids. Gene Ontology annotation, molecular function: ATP binding; protein serine/threonine kinase activity. The transcript is spliced from 3 exons. Gene Ontology annotation, cellular component: plasma membrane; nucleus; cytoplasm.
GAAAACAAGAACAAGAAACUAGACAAGGUUGGGUUUCUUUUAGAGGGAACACAUACAUAGCCAUUAAGAUAAGGAACUGCGCUCAAUUAUUUUAAUUGGUUAGCUUUGCUUGUGAGGUUGGCUUCGUUUUCUGCAAUUCCCACUCCACAAAGCCACGCCCUGCAUCACCCCCAAAAAACUAACAGAAAAGCAAAAAAGAAAAGAAAAAGAAAAACCAAAAACUUAAAACUUAAAACAACAUAUUAUUAUUAAUAUCGCUGUAAUUAUUGUUACAGUUUUCAUUUGUCUUGUCCCUUUAUUUUUCGAUUGGAUCUGAGGCUCUUCAGAGUUGCAGAAAGGCACACCAAAGUUGCUUCACUUUCUUGGAGUGUAGUUUCGCUUUGUUCAGAGCAAACUCACACAGAGCUUGUGAAAUCCACAGCCAUGGAAGAAGGUUUCUUACUAUGCAAUUUCAUUGCUGUUUUUCUGCUUUGAUCAGCUCAUCAAGGAUUUCUUAAUGGGUUCACCUGUUAAUGGAUUGGAUUCUUUAGCAGAAGUUCAGAAUUCAGUUUCUGUGGCACAUCAUGAUCCUCCUUCAACAUCAGGGAUUCCCCGGCCAUCUCGGCCGCCGUUAAGCACAUCCAGAAAUCAUGGGGCUUCAUCCAGUCAGCAUAAUAACUAUGGAAUGAAGACCAUCCACCACCAAAAGCAUUCAUAUCAGGAGGCUGACAGCGUAGAGCGAGAUGAAAUGCAGAAUAUGGAGAAGCAGCACUAUAACACAAAUGGGAAAUCUGAGUAUGUGAGCCUCAAUAAAGCUGUUGAAAGUUGUUUAGGAAAGAAUAUCUCCAAAAUGGAAACUAAAUUAAGUAUCAAGCAACCGUUAAAUGCUUCCAAGAAUUGUGAUUCGUCAAAAGGUGUUGUUGAUGGAACAAAGAGCAACUGCCAAUCAGAGAUUACCUUUUGUCCAAGUCCUCAGAAUAGUUUCUAUUCAGAAGCCAAGGAAAGUUUUGGCAACACUGGAGUCAGUGAAUGUGUUAGUGUUGAUAAGUCAGUUGAAAGUGGAGAAGUUACUAAUUCCUGUGAAUUUAACGAGAGCAGGAAGACCAGCAUCUGUAGAGGAAGCACUGGAAGCGACGUUAGUGAUGAGAGCAGCACUAGUAGUCUGAGCAGUGCUUUAUACAAGCCCCACAAGGCAAAUGACAUAAGAUGGGAAGCAAUUCAAGCCAUUCGAGCCCGUGAUGGGGUGUUGGAAAUGAGACAUUUCAGGUUAUUGAAGAAAUUGGGAUGUGGAGACAUAGGAAGUGUAUAUCUAGCUGAACUAAGUGGCACUAGGACUUGUUUUGCAAUGAAAGUAAUGAACAAAACUGAGUUGGCAAGUCGCAAGAAGCUUGUUAGGUCUCAGACAGAGAGAGAGAUACUGCAGUCUCUAGAUCAUCCAUUUCUACCCACAUUGUAUACACACUUUGAGACAGAGACAUUCUCCUGCUUGGUAAUGGAGUUUUGCCCUGGUGGGGACUUGCAUGCACUCAGGCAAAGACAACCUGGGAAGUAUUUUUCUGAGAUUGCUGCCAGGUUUUACGUGGCAGAAGUUCUCCUUGCGUUGGAGUACUUGCACAUGCUUGGGGUGAUCUACAGAGAUCUGAAACCUGAGAAUGUGUUGGUGAGAGAAGAUGGACAUAUAAUGCUUUCAGAUUUUGAUCUCUCUCUAAGGUGUGCUGUGAGUCCAACACUGGUGAAAUCAUCAAACUCUACCUUGGAGACAAAAAGCUCUGGAUACUGCAUUCAGCCUGCGUGCAUUGAGCCAACUUGUGUAAUUCAGCCAGACUGCAUUCAACCAUCAUGUUUCACACCACGAUUUCUCUCGGGAAAAUCCAAGAAAGAAAAAAAGUUGAAGCCAAAGAAUGAUGUGCAGAAUCAGGUGACCCCUCUUCCCGAGCUCAUUGCCGAGCCCACCAAUGCUAGAUCAAUGUCCUUUGUGGGAACACACGAGUACCUGGCACCUGAAAUCAUCAAAGGUGAAGGACACGGCAGUGCUGUAGACUGGUGGACAUUUGGGAUAUUCUUGUAUGAGAUCUUGUUCGGAAGAACGCCGUUCAAAGGUCCGGCGAACCGUGCAACGCUGUUUAAUGUUGUUGGACAGCCCUUAAAAUUUCCAGAAUCUCCCUCUGUGAGCUUUGCUGCCAGGGACUUGAUCAGAGGUUUACUUGUGAAAGAACCUCAGAAUCGCCUUGCUUACAGACGUGGAGCAACAGAAAUAAAACAACAUCCGUUUUUUCAUAAUGUUAACUGGGCACUGAUCCGAUGUGCAAAUCCCCCAGAGGUUCCAAGACAAGCCAUGAAAGCACUUGCAGCUGAAAAGCUGCCUGGAGUGAAGCCUUCUGGUAAUUAUUUAGAUAUUGAUUUCUUUUGAUCUUAUUGUCUGUUUUCUCAUUUGAACUAAUUUCCAUCUUUCAUUUCUGUUGUUUUUCCCCUUGCUUCUUUCCUUUGUAUAAAAAUCAUGCAACUCUUUCAUCUACAUUCAUUCUCGCUUGUAAUUGUCCAUCAUAAACUGUCCUAAGAACCUCCCAAAUGCAUGAAAAUUCAACAACAAA